Messenger RNA from Linum trigynum, 1186 nucleotides. The record is from the annotation of a GenBank genome assembly. Lineage: Eukaryota; Viridiplantae; Streptophyta; Magnoliopsida; Malpighiales; Linaceae.
CUCUAUUAACCUAGGCAGAUAUUCUCAUUCUAGGUUAAAGCAGAAACAACAGGAAUUUGAUCAGGAUUCAAGUCAUUCAAUCAUUAAAACCUCAAUCGAAUAUAAUCAAUCAUAGAAGCAGUACUUGGGUUCAUACAAUCAAAGCCUAACAUACAAAUCUAGGGUUCUCCAUACCCAGAUGAAUGGGAGAACUACUCCAUGGAGAAGAAAGCAAAAGCAGAAUCAGACACGGACUUCAUACUGCGAAGGAUGGAUUCCUGCUUCUGGAUGUUGAUUGGCACUUCUCCAAGCUCAAGCUGGCCUCCAAUGGUGUUGAAGAUCAAUCUAGGGCACUUGGGAACUCUUGCUCGUCACUUUCUCUCUCUAGGAAUCGCUCUCUUUCUCCAAAACCCGAAUCCCCCCGAAUUGUGGCUGAAAUUCUGCUUAAAAGGAGAAAAUCCCGACUCACACGGCUAGGGUGGCACGGCCGUGCAGCUCACCCAGUUGCCCGUGUGAGUCAAAACGCAGCGUAUCAUUUAGUCGAAUUUCAGGCUCUUUGCACGGCCAGAAUGGCACGGCCGUGUGAACUUCCCUUCCUGCCCGUGUUUGCUCUCGCAGAAUGUGGCACGGCCAACCCGGCCACUUGCACGGCCGUGUGGGUCUUCUGCUCUGCCCGUGUCUGCUCUCGCAGAAUCCCACACGGCCAGGCCAUUCCUUCACACGGCCGUGUGAACAUCAGGGCAGCCCGUGUGACCUCCUUUGUGACUUGCCUCGCGCCUGAUCUUCGCCCAAUCGACCCCGAACUCGCUCCUAAACCUUCAUUCACUUGCCAGGACCUGAAAUAUCACAAACAAGCACAACCUAGCGUGAAAUCGGUCUAAAACACGAGAAACCACAUCUCCAACGGUGUAAGAACAGGGGUGAAAACAUGUGUAACUAACGGUCUAUCAAACUCCCCCACACUUAACCGUUUGCUUGUCCCCAAGCAAACUUAACUCAAACCAAUGCAACUCUCCAGACCUCUAUAGCAACAAACAACCCAGAUCGUAGGUAGAGGACUUCCUAGAUCAUUUAACAACUUACGAGGUCAACCGACGCACAAGUCAUCUCAAAGCUUCUUAUCGAGUCGGCAUCAUGGCAAAUAGUGAACAGAGGACAAAUGAAUCAUGGAUGAAGAGAUUCUCAAAAACAAAGGAUCAUGGACUCA